CUGUAUGACCAAAAACCUUAACGUAACCUUGAAAACAGAGGUGGGCGCUUUGCUUGCCUAUGUCAAAAAGAAGUAUAUGAAUCACCUCUAUUAAUAUACUAUCACUCAAAACAACUUAAUUUAAUAACAAUCACACGCUAAUCAUCAGCCUACUCAGUCACAAUCAUGUGCCUUUGAUUCCAUUCUCACUCUUCCAUCUACAUCAAAUCUACACAUACUUAAAAAUAGCAAAAGAGAAACAAGAAAUUGACAAUGGCAUUGAAAAGCAGAGAGCCAGCUUCUAUGCUUGAAGGUGAUGGGCUUUGCAUCAGCAGAAUUCUUGCUAGAGAAUCAUCAGUGGGGCAAUCUUCACGUGUGUUUUAUCGAUCCAACGAAGGCAUUCCGUUUCGAUGGGAAAUGCAGCCAGGAACAGCAAAGAAUCCACAGCAAGAGGAGCAAGUUAUUCCUCCUAUUUGCCCACCACCACUCAUGCAGUGCUUAGGCCUCCCUCUCCCCAAUCUCGAUGAGCCGGAGCCACCGCGGCUGAAAACAUCCAUGAUUUGGAGGCUGAGAAAAGUGCUGAAAAAAGGAAUCACCACGAAUAUGAUAAAGAAGGUGCGUGGAAUAAGAAACAAAGAGCAAGAGAGCUCUAGAUUCUCUUUAACCUCCGAUGUUUCCAUGGUCGAUUCUCCCUUCUGCUGCAGCCCUUGGAACAUUCCAGCCAUCCUGGAAGAAGGGAACACCAGAAUAUACUACUGCAACAUACACAAGAAUGAAUUCGCCGUGGAAGAAGGCGAUUUAUUUAUGAGCAGAAUUCUCUCCCAAGUUUCCGCACCGGAGCAGUUUUCCGACCCGCUGCAUGGCGGGGAUUCAGCGGCGGGCGUGCCGUUUGGAUGGGAGAUGCAUCCAGGCACGCCCAAGGUGGCGGCUGAGGAUGAGCUCAUCCCGCCACCAAGCCCUCCGCCAGCGGCGCAAAGCCUGACACUACCGCGGCCUGCGCCAGCUGGCGGAUAUAUGAAGACGAAGAGCUCGGCGUGGAAGAAGGCUUGGCUCUGGAUAAGGUGGCGCGGCAGGAAAACGGAAACAUUGAAAAUGCAGCACGAGAUCAGCUUUAGGUAUAAUGAGAAAUGA
This is a messenger RNA of Salvia splendens (bonfire salvia), 1110 nucleotides long. RefSeq lists its product as uncharacterized. Bases 253 to 1110 code for a protein of 285 amino acids. The record is from RefSeq and is a predicted model, not a curated record. The transcript has 2 exons. NCBI's taxonomy places the organism in Eukaryota, Viridiplantae, Streptophyta, Magnoliopsida, Lamiales, Lamiaceae.